This is a messenger RNA of Syzygium oleosum, 1195 nucleotides long. Its product is annotated as ethylene-response factor C3-like. Gene Ontology annotation, biological process: ethylene-activated signaling pathway; regulation of DNA-templated transcription. The transcript has a single exon. The record is from RefSeq and is a predicted model, not a curated record. Gene Ontology annotation, molecular function: DNA-binding transcription factor activity; DNA binding. The coding region runs from base 143 to 880 and encodes 245 amino acids. NCBI's taxonomy places the organism in Eukaryota, Viridiplantae, Streptophyta, Magnoliopsida, Myrtales, Myrtaceae.
GUGUUCCCUCCCUUCAUGCCUAUAUAUAUAAUUCACACGAGGCCACUACCUUCAACUUCAUGUGACCAUAGAAGCUCACUUUCUUGAUAUCUUCUUUUGAUUGCUUGGUCAAAGAACUCAUAGAUUCAACAUACACAGCAUCAUGGAUUGGAAUUCUUCUCUUUUCCAGUACCCAAGUUUAUCAGAGUUCUCCACCGAUUGCUCUUCCUUCAAUUCCUCAGAAUCUCACCACUUCUCACUUGAUUACAACCCCAGUGCUUUCUUUGCCCCACCAUCACUUCCUUUCAAUGAGAAUGACUCUGAAGAAAUGCUCCUCUAUGGAGUCCUUGCCACGGCCCGGGACUACUCCAUGGACACCAUCUCUUCCUCGCAAGGUGCUAGAGACCACGAGGAAGUGAACUCGAGGUCGGGAGAUAUCAUCAACCUAGACGAGAACGAAAGCGAGCACGCUAGGGAGGCCGCAUACCGGGGGGUGCGGCGCAGGCCAUGGGGGAAGUAUGCGGCAGAGAUAAGGGACUCGACGAGGAAUGGGGUCAGGGUCUGGCUCGGGACGUUUGACACGGCCGAGGAGGCCGCCCUCGCCUACGACCAGGCCGCGAUUGCGAUGAGGGGCCCACUUGCUGUGCUCAAUUUCCCCCCGGAGGUGGUCUACAAGUCCCUCCAAGAAAUGGAGGGUCAGGACAACGGUGUCGUUGGGCUUCAGGAGGGUGGCUCGCCGGUUCUUGCCCUCAAGAAGAGGCAUUCCCUGAAGAGGAAGUCCGAGAUGAAGAAGAAGAAAGAGAAGGAGCAGAUGCUGAAGAAUGUGGUGGUGCUGGAGGAUCUUGGAGCUGCUUACUUGGAGGAGCUCCUCAAAGUAUCUGAAGACCCUAGCCCUUGGUGAUCCAAACUUUACUUUUAGUUUCACUAGCAAGAGUCCACGAGUUCUGUUCAAUCAAAGGAUUCCAGCUGAGGAGUAAUUCUUAGAUUUUUAAUCUCCCUUCAUCUUGUAAGCUUGAUUGUGAAUCUGGUUCUUCUUUGGAUAAAGCUGAGAUGAAGCUCAUGAUUGAGAUGGUGGAGGAGGUACUAAAGUGGUAUCUACUAUUCUUGUGGGUCCUGUGAUUUUUGUCAACAAGGACAAGGGGACACCUUUUCUUUUGUCUUUACAUAGUAUUUGUGGAUGGUUAUGAUAAUACAGGCUACUGCACAUUGAUUCUGA